GAUUCGCUAUUUCGCUAAUUCGCGUUUCGCGCGUGAUUAUCUGAUUGAAUAUUCUUUUUGAAUUUCGAAGAGUUUAUUAAAAUUAAAUAGUUCUCUUUCCCUUGAGGUUUUGAGUUUCUCUUGGAGAGAGAGUUUGAUUAAUAAGAAUUUGGCCGUGUCUUUCUUGGUUUUGUUUACCCAUUGGUCUUAAUAUUCUUAAGACCUCCGCUCGCUUUUCUGUUUACUGAGGGUCGCUACACUAAAAAAAGGAACAAAGAAGGAAGUUUCGGAAAAAGAUUAUCAUGAUCUUCGCGCAUAACGAAAACAUAAAUCAAGAAAUUUAUUUCGAACCAAAUUCUAAUUCUGCGCAUAUUAAUUUAUAUCGAGUGAAUUACAUUUGUAUGAGAAAAGACAAGGUAAAGAAGUUCAAGACUACAAUUUAUAGAAGACACGUAAAAAUGCCUACUGCGCAGAAAGUUAGUUGGUUGGGAGCCUAAAGAGUUAAGAUUUCAUUAGGGACUCAAGAAGAGUUCAACAAAUUCUAUUCAAAAUGGUUGCUCAAAAGAUCACCUGUCCGAGUCGGAGCGAUGAUAUCGGAAAUAAGUACAACACAAACAACAACAGAUAUGGUUUUUUCGCAAACGAGUCUCCAGACUCACAGUAUUUUGAAAGUGGUAGAAAUAGAUCUUUUAAAGCCAGAAAAGAGUCAACAGGUGAACGGUCCAACCGGAGUGGUUACACACAGAAAUACAGUAUCGAAGCCGCCUUCGCCCGAGGAAGCAAUCAGCUAUCCCGAGGAAUUUCCAAAACCGGAGCCCGAAUUACCGAGCACAAUGUUUCACGAAUCGGAGUUCUUCCAAGAUCUGGGUCAGUGGUGCGCCGCUCCCGCCGAGGAUGUAGUAGUACAGUCCAUUGACUCUCCGAUACACACUGAAGACAGGGCACACAACACCGACACACUGCACACACCAUUCUCGCCGCAAGGCUGGGAUGUAUUUGACGCUAAUUCUCCCUCUGCGCUGGCAAGUUUUUAUUACCCCAUGUCGAACCCGGUUUCUCCAUCUGUGGAUGAGCUGGGGAAGUACAGUAAUGAAUCCUUAUGGCCUCAGCAGAACGACAAAGUUCCGUUUUCAGAAGAAUUUUUAGAUAUAAGCAAUUUGCCAGUCGUGAUAGGGGGAUUAGCGUCAAGCAAAAAUGCCGAUAUGAAACCGUGGCAAAUCACGGAGCCUGUCGGCUGGCUAACAUCAGAUACUGAUUACACUAAAGUAAAUACAAACUUACACCCCACUAUGCCCUUCAUUGAAGAGGAUUCAUUGGACAUUAAACUAGUUUCGGUUAUACCGCGGGAGGUGGAGAACAAUGAUGUAGUUAUAUCGGAAUACAUAAUAAAUGACCACCAAGAUUCAAAGGAAACUGAGAAAAUUUCAAUGGAGACAAUGUCAAUACGCCGGGGUCGGGGCCUUUCUAUAGACGUGGCAGCGUGUACCCCGAACUCGCCCGACGAUAUUAUCAGCACGCCAGAAGUUCUAAACUUCGUCGAGCAGUUGGAGGAAGAGAAAUGCACAUUUCCAAGUUCGACGCCAGCACCAGAAUGGCCCACACAUGACACUUCUGUUGACAGCGUUUCUAAGACCGAGUCCUCGCCACCGAUGGACUAUGAACCAAUCACACCUAAGACGGAAUCGCACGUGGAGUCCGACAACGACGACACAAAAUCGUAUACAAGCAAAAAAAGACGUCGUGAUAGUGAAGAUUCAGAUGAAACUUACACGCCGUAUACCGAACAUUCACCUCGGAAAUACAGGAGGAGGAAGCCCAACAUUCCUAUUAAGGAUAUGAUUCGCGCUUUGGAAGGCUCACAACAGCUUAAACCCACGCGAAGAGGUCGCCCACCGAAACGAAGAGAGAGCACAGUAUCUUCCGUGUGUAGUUUGGACGACAACUCCUCAGUAUCUACACACGAACUGAGAUACAGAGAAUUGAGAGACAAAAACAACGAAGCAUCAAAAAGAUCAAGGAUGAACAGGAAACUAAAAGAAUUGCAAAUGGAGCAACUAGCUAUCGAGUUAGAAGAGCG
Molecule: messenger RNA, 2056 nt
Organism: Parnassius mnemosyne (clouded apollo)
Lineage: Eukaryota; Metazoa; Arthropoda; Insecta; Lepidoptera; Papilionidae
Source: the annotation of a GenBank genome assembly